AUGGCAAGAAGGAACGAUCGCGCUAUUGCUGACGCAUUGCAAGCACUAGCUAAUGCGAUAGCAAAUCAGAAUAACCUGAAUCAUCAAAUUGGAGGCGCUGUUGAUGGAUCCCGUGAUCUGAGCAGGUUCCAAAGAAAUAAUCCUCCGACCUUUAAGGGGAGGUGUGACCUAGAAGGUGCUCAGAGUUGGCUGCAAGGUAUUGAGAAGAUUUUUAGAGUGAUGGCUUGCUGGGAUGCUCAACAAGUUUCGUUUGGUACUCACAUGUUGUUUGAGGAGGCAGAGUAUUGGUGGAAUAGUGCUCGCCAAAGGUUAGAGGCUUCAGGAACUGCUAUUACUUGGGCUACUUUCAAGGGAGUGUUCCUUGAGAAGUAUUUUUCGGCUGACAUCUGUAGCAAGAAGGAGAUCGAAUUUCUCAAACCGAAGCAUGGUAAGAUGAUAGUUGUGGACUAUGCUGCCAAGUUUGAGGAGUUGUCUCGGUUCUUCCCUCAUUAUAAUGAGGUAGAAUCUGAAGGAUUUAAGUGCAUUAAGUUCGAGAGUGGAUUGCGUCCAGAGAUUAAGCAAUGCAUUGGUUACCAGGAGAUUCACCAAUUUUCCACUCUAGUCAACAAGUGCAAGAUUUAUGAUGAAGACAGUCAUGCCAGAUCCAGUCAUUACAAGAGCAUCAGUGACAAGAGAAGUGGUAAUCAUAAUCGUAACAAGCCUUAUAAUGUUACAAAUGCUAAGGGAAAACAGAGGUUUCAACCGAAGACUGUUGGUGCAAAGACUCAAAUUGGGGGAGGUGCUCCUACUCUUGUUAAGUGUUUCAAGUGUGGAGUACUAGGUCAUCAUGCUCUAGAGUGUACUGCUUUGAAUUGUUACCGAUGUGGGAAGGUUGGUCACCGUGUUGCUAAAUGCAAAAGUGUUGUCGUAACCUGUUUUAAUUGUGGAGAGCAAGGUCAUAUUAGUACUCACUGUCAAAAGCCCAAGAAGAUUGCGGAUACUAAAGUUCAAGGGAAGGUUUUUGCUCUUAGUGGUGCAGAUGCUUCAAAUUUCGAUAAUUUCAUAAGAGGUACAAGUUUUAUUAAUGGAAUUCCUUUGGUUACUAUUAUUGAUACGGGUGCUAUGCAUUCGUUCAUAUCUGCUGAUUAUGUGAAAAGGUUGAAUCUUGAGGUGUCUUAUAUGAAUGGUCGUAUGGUCAUUGAUACUCCAGCCAAUGGCUCAGUGACUACUACAAUGAUUUGUUUGCAUUGUCAUGUGACUAUUUAUGGUAGGGAUUUCAAAAUUAACUUAGUGUGCUUACCUUUAAGUCAACUCGAUAUUAUCUUGGGUAUGAAUUGGUUAAUAUUCAACCGCGUCUACAUCAACUAUUACAACAAGUUCGUGCUUUUUCCAGAGUUUGUUAUAGAGGAAGAUUCUAUGUUUAUUUCUGCUAGUUAA
Lathyrus oleraceus (garden pea) is the source of this 1416-nucleotide messenger RNA. RefSeq lists its product as uncharacterized. Gene Ontology annotation, molecular function: zinc ion binding; nucleic acid binding. Lineage: Eukaryota; Viridiplantae; Streptophyta; Magnoliopsida; Fabales; Fabaceae. The transcript has a single exon. The coding region runs from base 1 to 1416 and encodes 471 amino acids. The record is from RefSeq and is a predicted model, not a curated record.